Cercocebus atys (sooty mangabey) is the source of this 4432-nucleotide messenger RNA. RefSeq names its product zinc finger protein 438 (gene ZNF438). The record is from RefSeq and is a predicted model, not a curated record. Gene Ontology annotation, biological process: regulation of transcription by RNA polymerase II. The transcript is spliced from 6 exons. NCBI's taxonomy places the organism in Eukaryota, Metazoa, Chordata, Mammalia, Primates, Cercopithecidae. Gene Ontology annotation, cellular component: nucleus. Gene Ontology annotation, molecular function: DNA-binding transcription factor activity, RNA polymerase II-specific; sequence-specific DNA binding. The coding region runs from base 1755 to 4244 and encodes 829 amino acids.
UUUUGCUGUUUUAAUUUAAAGUUUUGUGUUUAAUUUGGUUUUCAUUUUUAACUUUGGUUCAUCUAAGAGGCUUUGAAAUCCAAGGAUUAUUUUAAAGAUUUUUUUUAACUUUAAAUUUAUGUGAUACCUAUCAUUAACAGUCAAGAAUAGGAUGGUAUCUCUUGAUUUCCCUCAGUAUCAAAUGAGAAAUUUAAUAUGUUUUACUUCUCUGCUUCUCUGUUUUCAUUAAUAUGAUCUAAGAUUUUUAACUCAGACUGUUACUAAAUUGUAAUUUUAAAUUUAUGCACAAUUUCUUUUAUUAACUUUUAUAUGGGUAUAAAGAUUAUGAGAACCCUAAGUUAUCACAACCUUAAUUUCCACUUUUUCAGGUAAAAGGAAUCUUAAACCAUCAAAAUUAUACUCUGAUAUCCUAUUACUCAUUAUCUUCUGGAUUUAUUUUCAUAUUAUCUCUUUAAAAAAUACUGUUUUCAUUUUUCCUGUUGCCCACAUUUGAACUAUUUCUUUACUCCUUAGUCUAGGAGAAAAGAAGUAGAAAUAGUCAGAUUUGAAAUUAAAAUACCAAAUUAUGUAUUUGAUAUUUUCUAUAGCGAAGUCUAAGGUCUGGAACAUGUUUUGGAUUAUUGGAUUAACAGAUUUUAUGGUGAUGGGUUUUAUGGGGAGAAUUACCAGUUAUUUAGUAGCUUCAUAAGCUUGUUUUCUAGGAUGUCCCUGUCAGUUACUGCAUCAGGUAACACAGGACCUGGCACUCAGAUUCUCAUUAAUAUUUGUUCAGUGACAGGAGCUGUCCUCUGUUGCUUUCGAGUCUCUAAGACUGUUUUCCCCAUCUUGAAUGUGCCUAGUCAUCUGACCUCCUCUCAAAUGGGCACCAACUUCAUUCUCUCGAUAUAAUAAGGGACCUCGUAUGGGGCUUUCCUAUUUUUUUUUCAGAACAUGCUUGAGGACCAUUUAGGGAAGGAGGGUCUUAGAGGACAUUCAAUCUUGUCUUGGAAACAGUGGGGAAGGAAGAACUCUGUAGCAGUUGCUAGGGGUAAUAUUAUAUCUUUAAGAAAACAAUGCUGUUGCUAAGUUAUUUUUAGACAUAGAAGGUUUCUCUUUAAUUUUUUUUUCUUUUUUAGUGGAUGAUUAUGUAGCUAGUCUACCAAGAGGUAGGGAGUGAAGUAAAGCUGAGAACAGCCUCUCCAGGAUUAUGAGGUCAGGAUGAAGUUCUUGGCAAGAGACUCGCUUUAGUGUGGUAUUCUGGAAAGCACAUGGGCUGAGGAGGCAGGAGACCUUUAUUCUAGCUUUGGUUCUCUGUGACUGUGGCAAACCAUUUAACUUUUGUGAGUCUCAGACUAGAUUUAUUGAAUGAGGAAUCUGACUCAAAGAUCCUUUCUAACUUUAAAAUUCUGUGUCUGACCAGAGGACCAGGGUAGAACAAGGAGGUUUCUACUCGAUAGCAUUUUUAUUUUUAAUUUCAUUUUGUAAAGUCAAGAGGAAUAAAUCAUUUAUCUUACUGCUUUGAACAGGAGGAUUAGAAGAAGGAAUCAUAUGUGGCUCAUGUGUCUAUGUUCUGACCUUGUAUUAGAUAGAAAUGAAUGCCAUUUCCCAUCCAGUACUGAAGUGUUAAGUUAGAAGACAUUUGCUAAGUCAAAUCACUUCAGGUGUGUUGAAGAAAGUACACACAUCUUAUCUUCUGAACAUUUUGAUGGAAUUAACCACAAACCUCAUGCAAGAACAAUAAAAGGAAAGAUACUAUUCAAGUCCAGUACAUCAUAAUGCAGAAUUCUUUAGCAGUACCACCAAAAGAUGAAGGUGAAUCAAACAUCCCUUCUGGAACAAUACAGAGUAGGAAAGGUUUGCAGAAUAAGGGUCACUUUAGGACCAUCGCACCAAAAAUUGUGCCCAAAGUCCUAACAUCCAGAAUGCUGCCAUGUCAUUCACCAUCACGCUCUGAUCAGGUGAAUCUGGGACCCUCCAUCAACUCUAAGCCACUGGGGAUGUCCACCCAGAACUAUGCUCUGAUGCAGGUUGCUGGCCAGGAGGGGACAUUUUCUCUUGUUGCUUUGCCACAUGUUGCCUCAGCUCAGCCAAUUCAGAAACCCAGAAUGUCCCUACCUGAAAACCUGAAACUUCCUAUUCCUCGAUAUCAACCCCCAAGAAAUAGCAAAGGAUCAAGAAAGAAACCCAUCCUGAUCUUUCCUAAGAGUGGCUGUAGCAAAGCUCCUGCCCAAACCCAAAUGUGUCCUCAGGUAUCCCCUUCCCCACCUCACCACCCCGAACUCCUGUACAAACCCAGCCCAUUUGAGGAAGUGCCAUCACUAGAGCAAGCCCCAGCCAGCAUUGGCACAGCUGCGCUGACUAAUGGAAGUGACCAUGGGGACUUGAGACCACCAGUGACCAACACCCAUGGCAAUCUGAACCCUCCUGCCACCCCAGCAUCAUCCACACCAAAGGGGCCUGCCAAGCAGGACCUCACAGGUCUUUCAGGGAAACCACACUUUGUAAGCAAGGUAACAUCUAGUAAGCCUUCUGCUGUUGCCAGUGAAAAGUUUAAAGAACAAGUUGAUCUUGCAAAAACCAUGACCAGUUUAUCACCAACCAUUCUUGGCAAUGCAGUUCCGUUGAUCUCUUCAGUCCCCAAAGGGAAACUGCCAAUCCCACCCUACUCAAGAAUGAAGACAAUGGAGGUUUACAAAAUCAAAUCAGAUGCUAGCAUUGCAGGUUUUUCUUUUCCAGGACCUAAGGCCGACUGUGAUAAGAUAUCCUCCACCACAGAAGGCUUUAAUGCAGCCACCAAGGUGGCAAGCAAGCUGCCUGUUCCACAAGUGUCACAGCAGAGUCCCUGUGAAAGUGCCUUUUGUCCACCCACCAAACUUGAUCUCAACCACAAAACAAAACUGAACAGUGGAACCGCAAAGAGAAAAGGAAGGAAACGGAAGGUACCAGAUGAAAUUUUGGCAUUUCAGGGAAAAAGGAGGAAAUGUGUCAUUAAUAAGUGUAGAGAUGGUAAAGAAAGAGUAAAAAAUGAUCCCCAAGAAUUCAGAGACCAAAAGCCGGGGACCCUGAAAAAAUAUCGUAGCAUUAUGCCCAAACCUAUCAUGGUCAUACCCACUUUGACCCCCCUGGCUUCUCCAGCUACACUACAAUCCCAGAUGCUUGGGGGCCUAGGACAGGAUGUUUCGUUAAAUAAUUCACUCACUCCUAAAUAUCUUGGCUGCAAGCAAGACAACAGCUCUUCCCCUAAGCCCAGCUCCAUGUUCAGAAGUGGAUUCUCUGGCAUUAAGAAGCCUUGGCACAGAUGUCAUGUCUGCAACCACCACUUCCAGUUCAAACAGCACCUUCGAGACCACAUGAAUACACACACCAACAGACGGCCUUACAGUUGUCGGAUUUGUCGCAAGUCCUACGUACGUCCUGGCAGCCUGAGCACACACAUGAAACUUCAUCACGGUGAGAACCGUCUGAAGAAACUCAUGUGUUGUGAGUUUUGUGCAAAAGUGUUUGGCCACGUCCGAGUCUAUUUUGGCCAUCUGAAAGAAGUGCAUAGGGUUGUGAUCAGCACCGAGCCCGCCACCAGUGAACUGCAGCCAGGAGACAUACCAAAGAACAGAGACAUGAGUGUGCGAGGCAUGGAGGGAUCACUGGAGAGAGAAAACAAGUCCAACCUGGAAGAAGACUUCCUUCUAAACCAGGCAGAUGAAGUCAAAUUACAAAUCAAAUGUGGCCGUUGUCAGAUUACUGCUCAGUCUUUUGCGGAAAUAAAGUUUCAUUUACUUCAUGUUCACGGAGAGGAAAUUCAGGGCAAGCUACAAGAAGGGACCUUCCCAGGAAGCAAGGGGACUCAGGAAGAGUUGGUGCAGCACGCUAGCCCUGACUGGAAAAGGCAUCCUGAGAGAGGGAAGCCGGAGAAGCUUCAUUCCUCCGAGAAGGAUUCACACGCAUGUCCGAGACUGAAAAGGCAGCUCCACCUUCAUCAUCAGAAUGGCAUGGAAAUGCUCAUGGAAAAUGAAGGACCCCAGUCAGGAACCAACAAACCAAGGGAAACCUGCCAGGGCCCUGAGUGUCCCGGCCUCCACACAGUUCUCUUGUGGUCCCGUUCAGGCUUUAACUGCCUGCUUUGUGCAGAGAUGCUGGGACGGAAAGAGGACCUCCUCCACCACUGGAAGCACCAGCAUAAUUGUGAGGACCCUUCCAAACUGUGGGCUGUUUUAAAUACGGUCUCCAACCAGGGAGUGAUUGAACUUUCCAGUGAAGCUGAGAAAUGAGACCCCAAGGCAGGCCGGGGUUAAGGAGAGAGCUCUGCCGCCACCUUCCUUCAGAGCUUCGUGCUUUAUGGUGGUGCUUAGUCACAAAGAUCAAACAACAGGAUUGGCGUGAGUGAACAGAAAUGAUUUUUGUACAUGGUUUUAUUUUCUUAUGAAAUAAAAUACAUGUUCUCGAAACAUUUUUCUAA